UUUUGGUAGCUGCUAACAAUAAAACAACCCCAACAUAUCCCCAGCAAUAUAAAGUAUUCAUUUGCAUCCGAGAGCGGUAACGCAGUGCUGCGAAAUUUUCAAAGAGUUACAUCACAUCUGAACACAUUACAAGGUGCAAAAUGGCGCUACCGGAGAGUCUCGAGAAGAAUAUGCAGAAAUUCCAAGCGAAAAAUGAUCUUCCUGUUUUCCUAAAAGGAGGACCUUUCGACCGAGCAUUAUUUGGAACGACGAUGGUUUUGUGCGGCAUCGGUUUAGUCAGUAUUGUGCAUAUGAUUUAUACGAUGGGAUUCAAAAAGAAGAAUGCAUAAGGAUACCGCGUAGUGCCAUGAAUAUUUCAGAAUAGUUGGUUAAUGUGAAUAAAUAACGUUGAAAAUCA
Molecule: messenger RNA, 397 nt
Organism: Hermetia illucens (black soldier fly)
Lineage: Eukaryota; Metazoa; Arthropoda; Insecta; Diptera; Stratiomyidae
Product: cytochrome c oxidase subunit 7A1, mitochondrial-like
Exons: 2
Coding region: 141-329 (62 amino acids)
Biological process (GO): mitochondrial electron transport, cytochrome c to oxygen
Source: RefSeq, a predicted model, not a curated record